AUGGGUUCAUCCUUAGAAAAAAAAUUGAUUGUCGUAACAUUGAUAAUUCUCGGGAUAUGGGCUUCUCAGGCUGCAUCCCGAACCCUACCUGAGGCAUCGGUCUCAGAGAAGCAUGAGCAAUGGAUAGCUCGUUAUGAACGUGUUUACGAGGACCUUGUAGAGAAGGAAAGGCAUUUACAGAUAUUCAAGGAGAAUGUGGAGUUCAUAGAAUCUUUCAACAGUGCUGGGAAUAACCCGUAUAAGUUGAGCAUCAACGAAUUUGCAGACCAAACAAAUAACGAGUUCAAGGCCUCUCGCAAUGGAUUGAAGAAACCAUCCAAUCCAAAGUCAAAAACUACUUCGUUUAAGUAUGAAAAUGUGACUGCAGUACCAGCUACUAUGGACUGGAGGAAGAAAGGAGCCGUUACGCCUAUUAAGGAUCAAGUUCAAUGUGGAAGUUGUUGGGCGUUUUCAACGAUAGCAGCCACGGAAGGAAUAACCAAACUUACUACUGGUAAAUUGAUCUCACUGUCUGAGCAAAAGCUAGUAGACUGUGACAGAAGCGGUGAAGAUGAAGGAUGCCAAGGUGGCUACAUGGAAGAUGGGUUCGAAUUUAUUGUACACAACAAAGGGAUAGCCACUGAAGCAACUUAUCCAAACCAGGCAACUGAUGGAACUUGCAAUGCUAAGGAAGAAGCUUCCCAUGCUGCGGAGAUCAAGGGUUAUGAGAACGUGCCAGCCAACAGUGAGAAGGCGUUAUUGAAGGCCGUGGCUAAUCAACCAGUUUCUGUUUCCAUUGAUGCAAGUGGAGUUGCGUUCCAAUUUUACUCGAGCGGUGUUUUCACGGGAGAUUGUGGAACCGACCUAGACCAUGGUGUUACGGCAGUUGGGUAUGGGACUACGGCUGAUGGCACGAAGUAUUGGUUAGUCAAUAAUUCAUGGGGCACAAGUUUGGGGAGAUGA
Molecule: messenger RNA, 942 nt
Organism: Ilex paraguariensis (yerba mate)
Lineage: Eukaryota; Viridiplantae; Streptophyta; Magnoliopsida; Aquifoliales; Aquifoliaceae
Source: the annotation of a GenBank genome assembly